Cervus elaphus (red deer) is the source of this 1145-nucleotide messenger RNA. RefSeq lists its product as uncharacterized. Bases 402 to 1055 code for a protein of 217 amino acids. The record is from RefSeq and is a predicted model, not a curated record. The transcript is spliced from 7 exons. NCBI's taxonomy places the organism in Eukaryota, Metazoa, Chordata, Mammalia, Artiodactyla, Cervidae.
GGAGAUGCCUGUGACGUCACACCGGUCGGGCCGCAAGACCCUCCUUCUCGACCCAGUGGAUGGUCACACUGGGAACAAAAUGGACAUGCCAUUCAGAAGAACUGGGUGACCUUGAUGGAUCCUGAGAGGAGCCUGGGAGCUCUGGAGAGGCCGACCUACACACACAAGACCAGCGUUGCUUCCUCCCAACUCUGCUCGCAGAAGCCGGCCGUCUGGCUUCGCCUCCACCUUCUGUCUGCAGCCUCUGCUCCCGGACUCCUGUCUGCAGGCUGCUCCCGGACUCCAGGGUCUAGGGCGCCGGCCCCCGGGAUUCUGGAGGGAAGCGAGUGACAUGAAACAGCACGGAGGUGUGUGGUCUCUCCUCUCGUUAAGUGAAAGGUCCACCCCCCGGCCCCCGAGCCAUGGCUGGUCUGCGGAACGGCCAUCGCAGCUGCAUCCGGGCUGCGUUCACAGCCAGCACCAGGGCCGGCUUCCAGAAGAGGCAGAGAAACAGGCUCCAUCGCCUCAAGGCCAGUCACAGGAAGAAUCAUCUGGACUUUGUUGAAGGCAUCUGGAGAGAGCUUUUAGAUCCUUACGACGCUGACUGGGAAGAGGCCCGUGGUCACGCCUCCUGUCAUUUCAACGGCUGCUCCCUGGGUGCUGUGAACUGUGACGGGCCUCUGCACACGCUCAAGUCCAGGGGUCCAGGGGACGUGAGCUUAGAAGACCCCCUCUCGGCGAACCUUCCACUCCUGGUCCUGACAGCCACCGGCUGGGCCCCAGCAGCCCCGGAGGGCAGCGAUGUGGACAUGCAACCCGCAGAGGCUGGUGGCCUGGAGGCGCGGGGGCAGAUGGCCCGGCUGCCUGGACCCCCGGAGGACACGGGGAUGAUGGAGGAGGACCGGGGGUCCCCUGAGGCUGGCAGACCCCAGGGCAGGGCCAGAGGGUCACGGCCGCCCCCCAGACUCGGGACUGAGAGGGACAGGGGGCCCAAGCUCAUCCUCUCCAAGAGGAAACUGGAACUUUUACUCGCAGAGCCGGAGAAGAGUAAGCGAAAGAAGCAGUAUGUGGCCUAGAUCAAGUGAGCGGGGUGAUCGGUAACGAUGGGCCAGGGCCUCGGAGGUGAGGACGACGUUGAUGAGCAUAAAAAAAGAGCUUCCAUGAAA